Suillus paluster is the source of this 384-nucleotide messenger RNA. RefSeq lists its product as uncharacterized. The annotation marks the transcript as partial. The transcript is spliced from 5 exons. The record is from RefSeq and is a predicted model, not a curated record. Lineage: Eukaryota; Fungi; Basidiomycota; Agaricomycetes; Boletales; Suillaceae.
GUACGUCUUACCUUGCCCUAUGUGCCGCAUUACAUUGCAGCACCUCCUACGAAGGAAAAUUUGGAGUAUGCUGACCUUGCGAUCAUCGACAUUUCGAAAGCCGUCACUGAAGAAAGUCGCGCAGGGCUCGCAAUUGAAUUAAGGGAGGCCCUCCUCAACAAUGGGUUCUUCUAUGUCAUUAACCAUGGGUAUUCGAAAGCCCAAACAGCUCGCAUGUUUGACAUUGCAGACGUACCCUUCUCAGCCAUCACUGAUGAGGAGAAAGAAACUGGGUCAGUCCAAGGAUAUACAUUACUGCAGUACACGGAUAUCGACAGUAGAGUGCGUGACCAGCUUGAACAAUACUCCACAUCAGGAAAACUCUCCUGGGCUAAAUUUGUGUAA